Molecule: messenger RNA, 4109 nt
Organism: Brassicogethes aeneus
Lineage: Eukaryota; Metazoa; Arthropoda; Insecta; Coleoptera; Nitidulidae
Source: the annotation of a GenBank genome assembly
UGUGCGAAAUCUGGCAACGCAGUGCCAAACCACCAGCAACUAGGAGAAAUACACGAACACUUCGCAGUUAACGAAAAUUAAAAUCUUGAGCUUAAAAUCGGUGUGGUUUUGUGUAAAAUAUAUUUUAAUACUAUGUGUUGAUUAAAUGUUAGUGUUAUUGUGCGGGUUUAUAUAUUUUAGCCGCUGAAAUGUUAUUUUUUUUGUUGAUGUUCAAAUAGUUUAAUAUAGUGUUACCUCCCUUUUUGAGAGACGGAUAUUUUUGUUUGUUAUUUAGAAAGAUUUAUUAUUGUAAUUCAAAAUGUUGAUUCGUUGGAAAAAUAAGGAUAAGGAUAAAUGUGACAAGGCCAAUCAGAAACAGGCUUCUUCGAAUAGUUUAAAGAAGAAACGGAAAUAUGGCAGGGACGGAGGUAAUGAGGAGGGGUGGAACUCGGAUAGCAAGAGCAAAACGAUGUCUUCUAAUGAAGCCAGGUUAGAGAAAGAUGAACUAAGAAGCCGAGGAAGAAACGUCAGAAGAGAGGACCCAAGGAGACACACCCUUGGUGGUGAUCAGCAUUAUUUAACCAUGGCGGGGCAAGGGGGUCCUCUAUCCAGAACCAUGGAUCUAGAGGGCCAGCCUCGAGGUUAUGGUCUCCACUCCAACGCCAUGUUAUUCGACGAUGACCCAGGUAUAAUGUCCGAAGUCGAAACGAGUUCCACAGGGUUCAGACGUGGAGGAAAACAGAGAAGUUCUCUACCAGUUGUAAGAACGCCCAGUAAAACAUUGGAGAGACCACUAGGUUUGGUAUUUUUACAAUAUCGCAAUGAAACGAAGCGAGCUUUACUACCAAACGAAAUUACUUCAAUCGACACUGUCAAAGCUUUAUUCGUACGAUCUUUUCCGAAACAGCUCACCAUGGAGUAUUUGGAUUCUCCUAAUGUUAAGAUUUACAUACACGACUCUUCCAAGGAUAUGUUCUACGAGCUGGAAGACCUAAGGUCUCACUUGCGUGAGAUCAGGGACCGCUCAGUUCUAAGACUAUUUGAGUCAGCUGAUGUAUCAGGAGGAUUGCCAAUGGCAGGAAUAGGGAUAGCAGGAGGAGUGGGACAUUUUGAGGACCCGAGUUACUUCUCAGAACCAGAAUUCGAUUCAGAAUAUCAACACCAACACAUCCACAAAAGCAAGGGUAGUGGCAAGGGUAACGUACCCUAUUACAUGGGUUCGACUGCCAGCUUGACAAGAGGCUCGACUUUACUACGAACUUAUUCACCGGCUAUAGCAAACGCACCGCAAGAUAGACUCAAACCUUUACCGACUGAUGGUUAUAUGUCUUCACCGGAACGGAGCUCUAGAUACGAGGAUCCUUAUUAUAGUCAGUAUACAAGCAGAUCUGGUUCAAUUACACCAGUCAUUGAUGAAGAAGUCAGUGAUACUGAACUUUUGGAUGACUCAUACUCCCUCUACGGCGUCAAGUUACCGCCAGGGGCGCCGAGAACGGCGGGGCGACCGUCGUUCCCCGCCCCUGCUGGAGUGCCAUACGAUCAAACCAGAAAAAUCUAUCAAAACAGAUUGCGCGUAGAGAAUAUGGAAAGACAGCUGGCCAAUUUGACAGGUUUGGUGCAAAAGGCGCUAACGCAACCGGCUCCGCACAUACAAAUACGGGAUGAUGGAUACAAAUCAGCUGACGAUUCUUAUCUGCGAACCGAUAGUAAAGCCCCUAAGCUGGGUAAAAGCGGAUGUCAUAAAUCGGUUUCAUUUGAAAAAUCAGUAUCAUUUAGUGAUGAACCUCCCGACAUGAAUUCACCCAAACAACACAGUCCGCAGCAUGCAGAACGAGACAGGCUCAAACCAGCCCCGGUGCAACAAAAGUGCGCCCUUUCACCAAGUCAGUACGAUAACAGAAUAUACAGGGACCUAUUGUUAACUCCAGAAAUGUACAACCAGUUCAGAGGACUUCAAAAAAAAGCCAAGGACUUAAGAGUGGAAGUGAAAAAUUUGCGCCGAAUGUCACAAGCACAAGCCCAUUCGGUCAAAGAAACAAUCAGAGAUGCCUUCAUCAAGAUUAGGGCUAUGCUUAUUGUUGGAGGAGACCAAAUAUGGCAAACAGGGUUGGACCAGGAUCGGAUUAAGCUGACAAGGGAUGAGGAUUUAUACAAGCAGGAAAUGUUGCGACUCGAGAACGAUUUAAGCGAUUUGGAAACGACCGUAGAAGAGCUCAGAAGUAACGUAAUCAAUCGAAAAACCAGGGUAAACAUGUCAGAUGUGGAGAAUAUGGCGCUAGUACUCAGCAAAAGUUCAAAAACCGUAGCAGAUCUGAAACUAAGAUUCCCUGGAUUACAAGAUGGAAUGAAGACUUUUUUGAAUGCGGAAAUGGAAAAAGUUAUGCGGGAAGAAAAAUUUCUCAAGGAGGAACCAGAAAGGCUUGAAAGUGCACUAAGGCGUUGCAAAAAAUUGACAGGAACUCUUGUUACUUUAAAACGGUUGGCAAGCGUGCAAGAGCAACGAUUGCCGUGUCCUAAUUCGUCGAACGAUGAAGCAGUGUCGCCAACCCCAGAAACACCCAUAACCCCCACUUCAGGUUCAUCGCAAAGCAAGUGUCCCCUCGGCAGCACCACAGAUCUGGGAGCGUUCGGUAUCGGGGGAGGCUCUGAUUCAGGCGCCUCAGACCAUAACCAACGUCCGGAGAACGCACUCGACGCUCUGCUAGACGAGCUGCAAACUUUCGCCAAACCCCACCCGAAACCGCAAAACGGCAACCCCGCGAUCCCCGAGCUGGGCCGAAGCGGCAGCAUCGACUCCUCGACCGGCAACACCGCAAACACGUUAACUGUCAACACGUUGAGCGGCGGAGGGGGUUUGAGACGUCUGCAUUCCUAUCCGAGCGGGUCGGAUACGGAUAACAGUCCCCCUAUACAACCCAUGGUGAAGUUACCGCAGAAAAAUACUCAGAAACCACCCUUACCGGAACGAACCACUAGCGAGUUAUCCACGAAGAGAGUCCCCCCUCCUCCCCCUCCAAGAACAAGCUCGAAAUCCCCUCUAGCCUCCCCGACGUCCCCUGUAUUACCCCCACGCGCCCCUCUAUCAUCCGGCUUAAUGCAUAUACAGAACGUACAAAACAUCGUGGAAAAUAGUAACAAACCUCAAUCUCAGUUCGAGCAAGCGACACAAAACCUGGGCUUACACACGUUGCGACGCAACCUAGCCAAAAAGAAGGAAACCAUGAACAAAGACAAAUCGCAGACGCUCCCCAGAAACAUCGGAGGUACCAACUUUCAAAUCCAAACUGCCCCCACGGAGGCAGACUUGAACAUCAGCACGAGCAGCAGUUGUGAGAGCAUCAACUCGCAAGACGGCUCCAAAAAAAACCGCACUGAAGAGUUGGAACAACGUCAUCAAGAACUACUCAAAAAACAAAAAGCUCUGCAAGAGCAAUACGCAAGACUGCAGUCCCUACAAAGAGGGACCAACACCAUAGCGUUUGUACCUCCCGCUCCCAACGAUCUAAUGCUGAAGAAAACCGGCAGCGAGUCGAAUUUGCUGCAAAAAAUGGGCCUACAGAUGUCAGCACAAGUCAUAACAGGGUCCCUGACAAACCUACCCAACACCACAUCCCUGAGCAAAAGUUUAACCACCCCCAACAGCAAUGAAAAAGAUGCAACACAAAAAUCAUACGAAACGGAUAUUCUAUGACCUAUUACAACGUUUUUUAUUGUGAUGUACACCAGUCGUUUUGGAUUUCUCCAUGGGUUUUUAAGCCCGAAGGGCUUAGAUUACUAAAUUCUCUACUAAAAAUGUAAUGGGCACUGUUAUUGCUUAUAAUCUUUCUUAUAGAGAAUUUUAUAAUCUACAAUUUUUAUCAUUGCAAAUUUUACCCCAAAACCAAUAGAAAGGAAGAUAAAUACCAUUAUAACAAUGUUUCCUUGUAGGCAACGCCAUCUUUAGGGAUUUUUUACAAGUUCUUUUAAGGGACAAAAAGUGACUAUUCCAUUAAAACCCAUAUCAUACCUACGCAUUGUAUUUUUUCGAGUCUCAAUGUAUAUAGGACAUUACAAAAAGUAUUACACGUAAAAUUGUGAGAUGUUUUAAUAAAAGCUCACCAUUUAAAUGGAUGGUUUAUAUUCGCGCACAC